CAGUCCCCAUUACUCAGAUUGUCUCUACAGUCGCUGAGGGCAGUUUGUCGCUGUUUCGCUCCACAGAGACACAACAUUGUUCAGAUCUGUACUGUUCUCAGUUUUUUGUGCUUUUUUAGGGUACUUUACUUUGACAUUAUAAAAAUACUCCGGUAACUUCUCGAUUUGGGUUUUUCUCAGCUUCAUCUUCCACGUCAGGAUGGAUCAUCAGGACUGGCAGCGGGGGAGAAGUAGAGGGCACCGGCGCAGCAACAACAACGACGACGAUGACGAGGCCCAGCCAGUCUACAUCGGCGUUCCAGUUUCCCACAGACGGAAAAGGCGCAGGCAUCGCUCCAACGCCAGUGACCCUGACCGCGACGCGCGUCACUCCCACUAUGAUCACCACACGCACGCCGAGCACUCGCAGCGCGGCUAUUACCACGACGACAGAGAGGAGCACUACGACGAUGACGAUGGCAGUGCAGAGCACCACCAGCACGCCAACCUCUCAGUGUCCCCUGCAGCAGAGCGGCUGCGCCACAUCCUGGGGGAGGAUGACAACACCCCGACGCCCACGAUAUUCACCGAGAUGGACACGCUGCAGAACGAGGGCGGCGAAAUCGAGUGGAAAGAGUCUGCCAGGUGGGUGAAGUUUGAGGAGAAGGUGGAGGAGGGCGGAGAGAGAUGGAGCAAGCCCCAUGUGUCCACGCUGACCCUCCACAGCCUGUUUGAGCUGCGGACCUGUCUGCAGACAGGAAGCAUCCUGCUCGACCUGGAGGGCUACUCACUGCCUCAGAUCGUGGAUGAGAUCGUGGAUCGGCAGAUAGCCGAUGGUCUCAUUCCUCCGGAUCUGAAGGAGAAGAUCAGCUUCGUGUUGCUCCGGAAGCACCGCCACCAGACCAAGAAACCGAUCCACCGCUCGCUGGCCGACAUCGGGAAGUCCUCCGGCGCUGCACCCAACCGCAGUCCUCAGGUUAAUCUGAAAUCUAGCACUAAUUCAGCUUCUGGGAUCCACCGCUCCACAGAAGACCUACACACUCGGCAGUCGAGCAGCCUUAGCCGCCUGCAUCAAGCCCAGAGCCGAAGCAUGAAUGAUAUUUCGGACACGCCAAGCACAGACCAGCUGAAGAAUAAGUUCAUGAAGAAAAUUCCUCGUGACGCCGAAGCUUCCAACGUCCUGGUCGGCGAGGUGGAUUUUCUGGACAAACCCUUCGUCUCGUUUGUACGUUUGGCUCAGGCCACCACUCUGGGAGGCCUCACCGAAGUCCCCGUGCCCACAAGGUUUCUCUUCAUCUUGCUGGGUCCUUAUGGCAAAACCAAGUCCUACAAUGAGAUCGGCAGAGCUAUCGCUACGCUCAUGGUGGACGAUCUGUUUAGUGAUGUGGCCUACAAAGCCCGGGACCGUGAAGACCUGAUCGCGGGUGUGGAUGAGUUUCUGGACGAGGUGAUAGUCCUCCCUCCAGGAGAAUGGGACCCAAAAAUACGCAUCGAACCUCCCAAGAAGGUCCCAUCGGCAGAAAUGAGGAAGUCAGUGCUGAACCUCAACGAGCUGGGUCAAAUGAACGGCUCGGCCGGCGGCGCAGCCGGAGGAGAGGACACGGAGUUACCAGCUCCACAUGAGCUCGGAGAGGAGCUGAAGUUCACCGGGAGGUUUGCAGGCGGAUUAUGGCUGGACAUCAAGCGGAAGGCCCCGUGGAUUUGUAGUGACAUCUAUGACGGCUUCCACAUCCAGUCCAUCUCCGCCGUGGUCUUCAUCUACCUGGGCUGCAUCACCAAUGCCAUCACCUUCGGGGGACUGCUAGGGGACGCUACCGACAACUACCAGGGAGUGAUGGAGAGUUUCCUCGGCACUGCUUUGGCGGGGACUGUGUUUUGUGCUUUCAGCGGUCAACCUCUCAUCAUCCUCAGUUCAACUGGACCCAUUCUCAUCUUUGAGAAACUGCUUUAUGAAUUCAGCAAGAGCAACGGUAUCGACUACAUGGAGUUGCGUCUGUGGAUCGGCAUUCAUUCGUGUCUCCAGUGUUUCCUGCUGGUAGUCACGGACGCCAGCUACAUUAUCAAGUACAUGACGCGCUUCACAGAGGAGGGGUUCUCCAGCCUCAUCUCCUUCAUAUUCAUCUCUGAUGCCAUCAAGAAGAUGGUAGGAGCCUUGAAAUAUUACCCAAUCAACCGCGGCUUCAAGCCUGACUACAUAACUUCCUACAAGUGUGAAUGCAUCGCGCCGGACCAGGCAUCUGUGCUCGGCUUCAAUGUUUCAGCUCCACUCGCAGAUGAUAACAUGACUCUGCUGUUUAACUUGACAGACAUGGACUGGAGUCAGCUGAGUAAGAAAGAGUGCGUGAAUUACGGCGGCACGCUAGUGGGGAACUCCUGUAAGUAUGUGCCCGACUUGGCCCUCAUGUCCUUCAUCCUCUUUUUCGGCACCUACUCCAUGACCGUGUCUCUCAAGAAGUUCAAGUUCAGCCGCUACUUCCCGACAACGCUCCGUUCCCUCAUCAGCGAUUUCUCCGUCAUCAUUUCCAUCCUGGUCUUCUGUGGGGUGGAUCGCCUGAUGGAGCUGGACACCCCCAAACUGCACGUGCCCACUGAGAUCAAGCCCACACGUCCGGAUCGCGGCUGGCUGGUGAUGCCGUUUGGUAAGAACCCGUGGUGGUGGUAUGUGGCCAGCUUCGUUCCCGCUCUCCUGGUCACCAUCUUAAUCUUCAUGGACCAGCAGAUCAGCGCCGUCAUCGUCAACCGCAAAGAGAACAAACUGAAGAAAGGUUGUGGCUACCACUUGGACCUGUUCUGGGUGGGGGUGCUGAUGGCCGCGUGUUCCUUCAUGGGUCUGCCCUGGUACGUAGCAGCUACCGUCAUCUCCAUCGCACACAUCGACUCUCUGAAGAUGGAGAGCGAGUCCAGCGCGCCUGGAGAGCAGCCACAGUUCCUCGGAGUCAGGGAGCAGAGGUUGACGGGCAUUAUGGUGUUUGUUCUGACUGGUCUCUCAGUUUUCCUUGCUCCAGUUCUUCAGUACAUCCCCAUGCCAGUCCUGUAUGGAGUGUUCCUCUACAUGGGAGUGGCCUCACUGAGUGGCAUACAGUUCUGGGAGCGUAUCAAGCUGUAUCUGAUGCCGCCCAAACACCAGCCAGACUUCUCCUUCCUGCGUCACGUUCCUCUGAGACGCGUCCAUCUUUUCACGCUCGUCCAGAUCAUCUGUUUGGCCGUCCUCUGGAUCCUGAAGUCCACCUUCCUGGCCAUCAUCUUCCCAGUGAUGAUUCUGGGUCUGAUGGUCGUGAGGAAGCUGCUGGAUCUGAUAUUCUCACAACACGACUUGGCCUGGCUGGACGACAUCCUGCCAGACAAAGACAAGAAGAAAAAGGAGGACGACAAGACCAAGAAGAGGGAUAAAAAGGCGGCCGAGCCAGACAGCGACGAUGAGCCCAACAGCUCUGUCGUCCCCCCUCCAGUGAAGAUUCCCAUGGAGGCCAUAGAGUCCCACCCUGAGCCUGUCCCCGUCCAUGUUAACCCUCCCUCCCAAAACCAAACCUCUGAUUGAGAUGAACCCUUACUCGACAGUCUCGUCCAAUCAAAAUGAAUUAGACCGCAGCAUCACCCUACACCUGAAGAUCUCCUGCCCUGACUCACCUGCCCACUCCCAGACCUCGAGCCUCGGCCCCGGGGACGCUCCGCCACGCCCGCCGUCACAGCCCCCGCCGCCGCGCCCGCCCGCGCCCCAGCUCAGCAUCCAGGUGGACUCGGACUGCGGCGAGUCUGGCUUCUACUCCAGGCAACACCACCGCUUUUAUCCCCCUCAGGUCUGGCUGCCUCCACCUGAAAUACACAGAGACUUUCGCCAAAAACUGCACGCUCACUUCGGGGACUCCUGUGCUGAGACCGUCCUGUAGACACACUGUUUACACACACACACACACACAGACGUUUGUUUCACUAUCUCUGUGGGGACCUGCCAUUGACAUAAUGCAUUCCCUAGCCCCUUACCCUAACCUUAACCAUCACAACGCGGAUGGUCCCACGCAACGCUCUUCACAAGUAAAAUAAAUGAUCCGUUCACUACUAUUAUUGAAUUUGUGCGUUUUUAUUUAAUUUUAUAGUAUUUGAAGAACUUUUUUUUUUUUUAAAGAAUGUGGAAAAAAAUGACAAAAAUGUUCAUAAUGUGGGGGGAAAAAUCAACAAAAAAAGCGACACAAUUUUGACCCAGAAAAAACGUGCAUGGUGGAACGGGAAGACAACACAAGGGUUAAAUAACAAACAUUAAAUAAGAAAUUAAUUAGAUUUUUCGCAUCAAAAUAACAAAAUAGAACAAAAAUCUCUUCAAAUAAAUUAACUGAGACGCAACAAGUGAAAUGUAAAGGAGAUUACGCGCCAGGACGUUUUAAAAACUCUGUCGUGAUUCUUUUUUAUUAUUAUUAUUAUUAUCUCCUCCGGUUGUAACUUUUAUAUAUUUAUUCACGAUGCAUCGUUACAUCCCGAAUUAUCCCCCGACCUCAAACUCUCUCUCCUCUCCUCUCUCAGGGCACAGCUCCUCCAGUGACAAGAAUAGCUUCAAAGAAACAACCAAAAUGUGUUAAUAACAAUAUAAAUAAUAAUAAUAUAUGCAUGAACCCGCUCUGAACCUGUGUUAGGCAUCAGUAUUAUUGAUCAUUUGUUCAUCUUUGCUUUUUUUCUCUCGAGCAUUUAAAGAAUAAUAGAGAUUUACAUGAUUGUUUAUGUGCAUUAUGGAUGUAAAACCCUGAAAAUGUAAUAAAACGGCAUAUAAAGUUGG
Messenger RNA from Perca fluviatilis (European perch), 4744 nucleotides. RefSeq names its product solute carrier family 4 member 5b (gene slc4a5b). The record is from RefSeq and is a predicted model, not a curated record. The transcript has 28 exons. NCBI's taxonomy places the organism in Eukaryota, Metazoa, Chordata, Actinopteri, Perciformes, Percidae. The coding region runs from base 200 to 3517 and encodes 1105 amino acids. Gene Ontology annotation, molecular function: sodium:bicarbonate symporter activity; monoatomic anion transmembrane transporter activity; solute:inorganic anion antiporter activity. Gene Ontology annotation, cellular component: plasma membrane. Gene Ontology annotation, biological process: monoatomic anion transport; regulation of intracellular pH; bicarbonate transport.